AUGAACGUUAAUCGCGGACUUGAAGUGAGUCAGGCCGAGAAAUCGCUCCUCAUCCAGAGUCCACAGCCACUCGGAUUAUGAAAACCCGAUGCCCCUUUGUAGUCUGACAAAAGCGCUCUACCGGAUCGACUCCUUGACUUUGGAUUGAAGAACAAUCCAAAUUGAGCAAGAUCCUAACCUGAAGCAUUCAUUCCGGCACCCGUCACGUGACAAUGAGCCUCGAAGAGCCUUCCACAACGAUCCUUGUAUCGUGUAAGCAAACUCGCUUUCAUAUCGAGAAUCCGGUAUACCAAGAGCUCGACAUCGAAAGUCUAAACAUCACGGUCACCUCUGGUGGCAAGUCUGCGUCCAAAGCGAAAGGGAAAGCAAGGGCCGAGGGACUCGAGAUACUAUCAAACGCUAACCUCAAGCUCAAAGCUGGCGUUCAUUAUGCUCUGAUUGGACGGAAUGGGACUGGAAAGUCAACGAUUCUGAAAGCAGUUGCUGAAAAGCUUAUCCCUGGUAUCCCAAUUCAGACUAGAAUAUCUAUUUUGCAGCAGACAGCGACAGAUGGAUCGGCAGACGGUGAGAAAGCAGGCUUUUCGGUUCCAGCAGUCAGCUCGCAAACUCUGUUCUCCGUUCUCGAAGCUGUCAUUGAUAGAGCAACCUCAAGAAAUGAGAUCCAGCAAGAGAUUGACGUGUUGUCCAAUGCCAUCGACAAAUCAGAUACACCACUUUCACCUCUUCGUGCCUUUCGUCAAGUGCACCACAACCGACUUAAGAGGGAAGUCUUUGAACUUGACAAAGAUGCGAGGCUUCGGAGUGGAACUCGCGGUAUGGCAGCACGCAAAGCUCUGACUGCUUUUGAGAAAAAGGUUACUGAAUCAACAGAGAAACUCUCUCAAACGGAUGAAGAGAUAGACGAAGAUACCGUGAAAGAAGAGACGCAUGCAGCAACCGACCUUCUGGCUGAACUUCAGGCACAAUUAGAACCUGCUAGGCUGGCGAACAUUGAAGUCAAAGCUCGCAGCAUUUUGACUGGGUUAGGCUUCUCGAAAGCUCAAUUCGGAAAACCUGUCACGACACUAUCCGGUGGAUGGCGAAUGAGAACGAAUCUGGCUAGUGCUUUACUUCAGCCAACUGAUAUCUUGAUUCUUGAUGAGCCUACUAACUUUCUCGAUCUUCUUGGCAUCAUCUGGCUGCAGAAAUAUCUUCUCCGACUACGUGACGAUGGACCCAAUCCACCGACUCUCGUCCUUGUUUCCCACGAUCGAGACUUCAUUAACACUGUCUGUCAAGAGUUAAUCAUCCUCCGAGAUCACGACCUCACGUACUUUCGAGGGGAUCUGCCAUCUUACGAUGCCUCAAUUCGCGACAAGAAGCUGUACCUUGGACGUAUGAAAGAUGCUCAAGAAAAGCAGAAAGCUCACAUCCAACAAACCAUUGCUCAGAACAUCAAACAAGGAAAAGCGACGGGCGAUGAUAACAAACUCCGUCAGGCAAAGUCCCGACAGAAGAAAAUAGAUGAUCGUAUGGGAAUGGAGAAGAGUGCGACUGGAGGUAGAUUCAAACUAAAUCGAGAUUUAGCUGGGUAUCAUCUGACGGCCAGAGCUGAGAUUGAGAUUCCACAAGACGAGAAAGGGGUUUCAAUCAUGCUACCUGCCGCUCCAGAUUUGCGCUUCCCAGGUCCAUUGAUUUCCGUUGAAAAUGUUACAUUCAAAUACCCCACCUUGAAGAAAUCCUCGGCGCCUACUCCAGUAGUGCUCCAAGAUGUCAAUCUGACAAUCCACAUGGGAGAUCGCGUUGGUGUCGUAGGUCUGAAUGGCUGCGGAAAAUCUACAUUGAUCAAGCUCCUGACGGACACCACGAAACCCACGAAAGGAACAGUAACCCGACAUCCUCGACUUCGGAUGGGAUACUAUGCCCAACAUGCCGUGGAAGACCUCCAAGCUCUUGGACGUGCUGAACCAGAACUUACUGCUCUGGUACUACUCAUCAGAGAAGUCGGAACUGAGCUCGACGAAGGUGAAGUACGGGGUCUUUUGGGCUCGCUUGGUCUUCCUGGUCGUACAGCAUCUGAUGUUCCAUUGACCAAAUUAUCUGGAGGUCAACUCGUUCGUCUUGCUCUUGCAAGAUUGCUAUGGAAGAGUCCUCAGCUUUUGAUCCUUGAUGAGAUUACAACCCAUUUGGAUUUUCACACAGUGACUGCGUUGACUGAUGCGUUUGGGUCUUGGAAUGGGGCUAUCUUGGUGGUCAGUCACGAUCGGUAUAUGAUUCGGAGGGUGGUUGAAGGGGAGAAGGAUGACGAGGACAGCGAUGGUGGUAAUGAGAGAGAAGACGGGGAUGAGAGUAGGAGAAGAACCGUGUUCUUGCUGAAGAGUGGGAUAUUGAAGGUCCUUGAGAGGGGAGUAAGUGGAUUCGAGGACAGCUUAGAGAAGAGGGUUGAGAAGUUAUCUCUAGCAUGAGGAAGGGAACAUUGGUUGCUUCAGGAAGUCGA
Mollisia scopiformis is the source of this 2476-nucleotide messenger RNA. RefSeq names its product ABC transporter-like protein. NCBI's taxonomy places the organism in Eukaryota, Fungi, Ascomycota, Leotiomycetes, Helotiales, Mollisiaceae. Gene Ontology annotation, molecular function: ATP binding; ATP hydrolysis activity. The transcript is spliced from 5 exons. Bases 213 to 2444 code for a protein of 743 amino acids. The record is from RefSeq and is a predicted model, not a curated record.